AUGUGCAAACAGGUGGAAUUCAAAUUAGAGGAGUAUGAAUUUGAUAGCAUUCAAAAUGUGGUGUUUUUGAAGAGUUACGAUAUUUCUUUACCUGCUGUAAUUGCCGAUAUAUCGAAGAAUGGGGCGAUCAGAGUUUGUGUUGAUGCCUUGCCGUCCAAUAUCAAUACUGGAAACAGUUCUAGAAGAAUUUUACUUACACUUUCUGUUGCAUUUUCCAUAUUAUCGUGUGUUUGUCUGUUGAUCACUUUUCUCACGUACUGCUUCUUCGGGGAGCUAAGAUCCCUUGCAGGGAAAACAAUAAUGGUCCUCGUUUCUACCAUCUUUGUCAUUAAUAUCGUAUCUCUGGUGAGUUACGGAGGAAACAGAAAUAACAGGAAAUGUAUUGCUGUUGGUAUUCUCCUUCAUUACUUCUGGCUCUCGUCUUUUACAAACAUGAACAUCUGUUGUUUUCAUAUGUAUAGGGUUUUCCACGACAGAAUACCUCUGCAAAUAUACAAUGAAAAGUUCCUGUUGAUAAAGUAUUGCAUUUAUAUCUUUCUCUUGCCACUUUGUAUUGUUUUAGGGUAUUUUGUUACCAUGUUUUCAGUUCAGGGGAAUGUUGGUUAUGGAAAGCAAGAUUGUUUUAUAGAUGGAAAGAUGGCCUUGAUUUUUACUUUUCUAAUUCCGACUGGUUUUCUCUGCAUCAGUAAUGUCUUUUUCUUCUUACAGACAAUACGUACAAUUAAACUUUCUCCCACAGUUUCCAACAAUCAACCCGAACGGAAUGAUUUUUUAAUAUGUGUUCGCUUAUUUCCUAUAACAGGGGUUAUCUGGCUUUUGCAGAUUUUAGAUGGUCUUUUACCGCCAAGUUAUUUCACGUACAUUAUUUCCGUCAUAAACACAUCACAAGGCGUCUUCAUAUUCUUGGGUUUUGUUUUCAAUAAGAGAACGAUUCUAAUGUACAAAAAGAUAUUUACGAAAAAGAAGAAAAUAACUAAAGGAACAAAUCUUAAAAGUACUUGUGAAACACCCAAAAUGUUGAAAAGUGAGAGCAGUUGUUAUACUUUUGACAUCAAAUUAUAA
This is a messenger RNA of Saccostrea cuccullata (small rock oyster), 1062 nucleotides long. RefSeq names its product adhesion G-protein coupled receptor G2-like. Gene Ontology annotation, biological process: G protein-coupled receptor signaling pathway; cell surface receptor signaling pathway. Gene Ontology annotation, molecular function: G protein-coupled receptor activity. Lineage: Eukaryota; Metazoa; Mollusca; Bivalvia; Ostreida; Ostreidae. Gene Ontology annotation, cellular component: membrane. The coding region runs from base 1 to 1062 and encodes 353 amino acids. The record is from RefSeq and is a predicted model, not a curated record. The transcript has a single exon.